Messenger RNA from Pungitius pungitius (ninespine stickleback), 4851 nucleotides. RefSeq names its product inhibin subunit beta Aa (gene inhbaa). The coding region runs from base 490 to 1809 and encodes 439 amino acids. Lineage: Eukaryota; Metazoa; Chordata; Actinopteri; Perciformes; Gasterosteidae. Gene Ontology annotation, cellular component: extracellular region. Gene Ontology annotation, molecular function: cytokine activity; growth factor activity. The transcript has 3 exons. The record is from RefSeq and is a predicted model, not a curated record.
AGAGGGAGGGAAGGAAAGAAGAGAGAGAGAGAGAGAGUCCAGCCCCCUCCGCUAAAACCAUUCAACUGGUGAGCGAAGGAGCAUUCACCGCCGAGAGAGAGAAAGAGAGGGAAGAAGGAGAGACACAGAGAGACAGGGACACACAGAGGAACUCCCUUCGUCUGGGACAACUUAGUGGACACAGAGCGAGCAGAUACUUCUGCCCAGAUCUCCAGAGUUCUCCUUCAUAUUCAUCACGUCCUCUUCUUCUCUGGCUCGUAACGCCUCCACAUUCGGCCAUCUGCCACAGAGACAAAGGGACCAGCAAGACCAGUGUGACCAGAGAGACCAGGAGAGACCAACAAGCAAACUCUUUCACAGGUGGACUCUGAGCUCCCAAAACUACUGUGGGAGACAAAGAGUGGAGCAGAACACUUUUUAAAGCCAAACUCAACCCGCUGUGAGCAUCCUCCGACAUCCAGCCGGCCAAUCAGGAGGCCCCGUGUCAUCAUGUUCGUCUGGGCUCUGCUGGGCUGGACCCUCCUGGUCCUGGUCCAGAGCUCCGGCUCCAGCUCGGACCCGCCGUCCCUCCCUGAACGCCCGGACGCCGCCACCGGCUCCCAGUGCCCCUCCUGCGCCCUGGCCCGGGUGAGGAGGAGCGGGGGGGGCGAGGCGGCGGGCCCCGAGGAGGAGGAGCAUGAGGAGCCUCAGCUGGAGGUGGUGGAAGCGGUGAAGAGGCACAUUCUUAACAUGCUGCACCUCCAGACCCGGCCCAACAUCACCAGGCCCGUGCCGCGCGCCGCGCUCCUCAACGCGCUGCGCAAGCUCCACGUGGGCCGCGUGGACGAGGACGGCAGCGUGCAGAUCGAGGGGGAGGAGGAGGCGCGAGGGAGGGGGGGCAGGGGAGCAGGAGGAGGGGGAGGGGGGGGAGCGGCAACCAUGGCGUCAAGAACGGGAGACGGAGAAGACGCGCAGGAGACAACGGAGAUCAUCACCUUCGCCGAGGCUGGUGAGUCUCCCGGCCUGGUGAGCUUCACGCUCUCUAAAGACGGAGGCGACCUCUCUCUGGUGGAGCAGGCUAACGUCUGGCUCUUCCUCCGCCUCGCCAAGACCAACCGCAGCCGAGCCAAGGUCGCCAUCCGCCUCUUCCAGCAACGCCACCCCCCCGCCGGGCUCCCGGCCUCGCAGCAGGACGACGUCCUCCUGGCAGAGAAGUCGGUGGACACGCGACGCAGCGGCUGGCACACCUUUCCUGUUUCGGCGGCGGUGCAGGCGCUGCUGCAGGGCGCCGCCGGCACCACGCUGAGCCUCCGGGUUGCCUGCCCCCUCUGUGCCGAGGCCGGCGCCACGCCGGUGCUGGUGUCCGGCGGGCCCGAGGCCGCGCAGCGCGCCAACCAGCGGGAGCAGACCCACCGGCCCUUCCUCAUGGCCGUGGUGCGGCAAGAGGACGCCAGCGGCUCGCCGCGGCGCAGGAAGCGAGGCCUGGAGUGCGAUGGGAAGGUGCGCGUCUGCUGCAAACGGCAGUUCUACGUCAACUUCAAGGACAUCGGCUGGAGCGACUGGAUCAUCGCGCCACCCGGCUACCACGCCAACUACUGCGAGGGCGAGUGCCCCUCCCACGUGGCGAGCAUCACCGGCUCCUCGCUGUCCUUCCACUCCACCGUCAUCAGCCACUACCGCAUGCGGGGCUACAGCCCCUUCCAGAACCUGAGGUCGUGCUGCGUGCCCACCCGGCUGCGGGCCAUGUCCAUGCUCUACUACAACGAGGAGCAGAAGAUCAUCAAGAAGGACAUCCAGAACAUGGUGGUGGAGGAGUGCGGCUGCUCGUAGGCGGGGCCGAGGGGAUGGAGGACCGGAGACAGCUCCGCCCUCCGCCGCUUCGCCCUUUAGGGAAUUGAACUCCAAGUCUCCUCGGCACUUUCAGAAAAAAAAAAACAAGAGAAAAAAGAAUAUCUAAUAUAUUUUUGUUACAGAGGGGGGAGCGAUGUGUAUUUAUGAUUUAUGAGACGAAGCGCCUGAAGAACUACUAACAAUCUCAAACUAUGCAACUUGUUUCAUUUAUCACAAACUUAUCGUAUUUUACUUUCUCUCCUUUUGUUUAUUUCCUGACUGUUUACUUUUGUUUUUUCAAUUGUACGAGGAAGAAGUUUGACUUUGUGUGUGUGUGUGCGUAUGUGUGUGUGUGUGUGUGUAUAUUGACAGAGAUACUUGAAAAAAACAAGUUGGCCCGGCUGCUGGAACCAAACACUUCUUCAUGUUACCAUGGUUACCAUGGAUGGUAUUGUUAUCGUAAUUAUCAUUAUUGACAGUAAGUAUAUAAAUAAUAUUAUUGUUGUUGUUGUUGUUAAUAUUUUGUUUGGCUGCAGUUGUUUUAUGUUGAAUUAUUAUUGUGUUAUUAUUAUUGAAACGUUACAAACGUCUUUAUUUUUUUUGCACUAUAGCGACACUAGCCAGGUCACAGCGAUUUUGCGUUCAUGCUAAGCUAGUUGAUAACAGUGAAUGAAUGUGGCACUAACUUGCUACAAGCACGUUUGUUGAAGUGGAGGACAAGAUAAGAAUUGAUUUGGUUCAUAAUUUAAACUCUAAAUCGACUUUUUGUGGAUUAAUUUAUUGAGUUUAGAGUAAAUAUUCUGAAUUCUAGCCAUUUGCUGACCAUGUAAAAUAGAACAAACCCCUUUUAAGUAUUUCUUCAUAUUCAAUGGAUGCUUAUAGUUCAUUAAUUGGCCACCAUGCCCUAAACCGGAUGUGAAAGCUAACAUUGCCCCGAACCGCUCAUUAGCGGAGUGGCAAUAUUGUUGCUUUCUUAAGUAACGUUAAUUCAUUCCGCAAUGAGCAAUCUACACCUUGAAUUUCAUAAAUAUAUAUAAACGUUGUGUGUCUAAUUACUACAGGAAAGUUAAUUUGAUGAGUGAAAGUAGUAAGAACAAUCGGGCGAUGAUGAAAGAGCUUUUAUUGCACUAUUUGGAGGUAUUGAAGCGAGACAUCUUAUUGUGAAGGACAGAAUCGAGGUCUUGGAUAUGUUGACAGCACUGAUGGUAUUUUUGGCAAAGCCAUAAUGAGUUAAACCUCUGACGAAAAAAGCACGUUUACAAUGAUGGUGGACGCCAAACCGGUUUAGGGCCAUGUUAGCGCACGGCUAAUUCACUGGUGUUAGCGUCAUUUUACCGACUAACGCUAAAAACAACUAAUUUAAGACCCAGUGCCAUUAACUGAGCAUGAUUAGCAGACCCCAGAAGCACGUACCUUCAUCAACAUGCUUUAUUUCUUCAUAAAUCACAGCUCUAUAUCCGGUUCAUCCAUUUGUAUUUGUUACUUAGGUUGUUCCUUAAAAUCAUUAAUUAACAGAAAUUCCUCAAAAUGAAUAAUGGUUUUCCGUGAUUUACUCUUGGAAUACUGACCUAAUGACAUUCCCUUGAACUGCCCUAUUCUAAAAACCAUUGCAGCUUAAUAGAAAUAUUACAGGUCGUCUCUGCUGAGGCAAAAAGUAGAACCCAAAGCUUUUUGUAGAGAGCAUAAAAGAUGGAAGAAGACUUUCUGAGGCUGUUUAUAGCUGUUAGUUUGCUUUAGAACACCAAAGAGUCCCGUUUGUUCGCUGUGUUUUAUUCAUUGUCCAUUUUGUUGGAAAAUCCAGUUUAGUUCCUCUGAAGUCUGUAAGAAGAGUUUUUAAAGACGAACCUUCAGAUUAUGAAGUUCUAUUUAUGCUUUUUAUUUUUCGGAUUAUUUUUUUUGUAUCCCGGCCCUUCCUCUUCCAUUCCACUUCAGAAACUCUAUUUUCCACAAUGCUUUACUCUCUCCCUCUGAUCUCAUCAUUAACUGAGAAAGACCAUUCAAUUAAUUUUAUUUUGUAAAGCCCAAAAUCGCAAAUUACAAAUUUGGGGUUUUUACAGUCUGAACAACAUCCUCUGUCUCGUAACCCUCACUUCGGAACAGGAACAACUCCCCAAAAAAUGAAAAACCCUUCAAUGGGGAAAAAAUGGAAGAAACCUUAGUGAGAAGGUCAGAGGAGGAUCCCUCUCCCGGGAUGGACAGACUGCCAUGGAUGUCAUGUGUACAGAAUCAACAAUGUAAAAGAUCUACAAUACAUUCAACUCCUCCAACAGAGAUGAUACAAGUAAUUGCAAGUAGCAGAACCACCAUCAGAUAGAACCACCAUCAGAUAGAACCACCAUCAGAUAGAACCACCAUCCACAGAGGCUUCUGUGGGGAGGGAAAGCACAAAGAUGUUGGUUCAUGAUGACAUAUGAAUCAUAUUUAAAAUAAUGAUGAUGGCAGCAGCAGGUGUCAGCAGGACCAGGGUCCAGAUGGAACUAUGAUCUACAGAGACCUGCUAGGCGAGAAAACACAACAAACUCCCGGAAAGAAGCUGAAUUACUGAGAACGUGGAUUAUUGUAGAAGAAGUGAGAGAGAAAACAAUCUAGUCGCCGCGUUCGGUUUGUGGGAGGAGCCAACGUGGUCCAAUCAAAUCUGGUCCCUUCUUUGUCCUGUUUGUAUCGUCUUUGUCAACUUGUUCCCCAGAAGCUUGUCCCUAUUUUUGAUGAUGUCACUUGUGUAUUUAUUUCUUCUUUCUCUUGUUAUUGUUUGAGAAGAGAGUGGAGCCUCUUCUGGACUUUUUGUGAUGAACUCAAAGUUCUUCCCGUUUGAGCUUUGAGCAAAAAAACUUCAGUGAAGAAAAAAAAAUGACACUGAACAAAGUGGACGAAGAAUAAAAAUAUAUUUUUUAUUCUGUAUAUAUGGAAAUCCAGAUUCCAGUGUAUUUGCUUUGUUGUUCAAAUCAAAUGUGGUUGUGUGGAUUUUUGUAAUGUAAUUUAUUUCACAGUAUUGUUCUGUUUUCUGCUUCACGAUUAAAGUUAAAAGGAUGUACACAAAGUGAA